Messenger RNA from Suillus plorans, 357 nucleotides. RefSeq lists its product as uncharacterized. The coding region runs from base 1 to 357 and encodes 118 amino acids. The record is from RefSeq and is a predicted model, not a curated record. The transcript has a single exon. Lineage: Eukaryota; Fungi; Basidiomycota; Agaricomycetes; Boletales; Suillaceae.
AUGUUGACGCUGUUAUCCCCACUGCCUCUGCUGCUAUCCCUGCUGCAUCCGCUAUCCUCGCUGCCAUCCCCACUCCCGUUGCUGUCCCCGCGGCUAUCCAAGCUGCUAUUCCUGCUGCUGCUGCAGCAAAUGCUACUACUCUUCAAAACCCACGUCGGCGACAACUUCCUGUUAGAUACAGAACCGAUGCAGCUUGUGCUGGUCCAGAUGAGGGUGAAGUCUUCGACCUGGACAAUAUUUCAGGGGAUGAAGAGGAACCGGGCAAUCUUCCUGCACCCACCGCUGUGGCACCUGCAGGCUUUAAUUCAAGCCCACUCCAGACUGUCACCAGCACCGUCCACACAGACCCUUUGGUGA